Empidonax traillii (willow flycatcher) is the source of this 3416-nucleotide messenger RNA. It is a transcript of the gene UBFD1, whose product is annotated as ubiquitin family domain containing 1. Bases 16 to 885 code for a protein of 289 amino acids. The transcript is spliced from 7 exons. Gene Ontology annotation, molecular function: cadherin binding; RNA binding. Lineage: Eukaryota; Metazoa; Chordata; Aves; Passeriformes; Tyrannidae. The record is from RefSeq and is a predicted model, not a curated record.
UUGUACACAAUCAUCAUGGCCGCCGCCGCCGCCGCCGCCGAUGGUGCCGAGGAGCCGGGCAUGGAGGCAGAGGCGCAGCAGCUGCCGCUGGGCUGCGGCGGAGGGGGCGGCUCACCGGCGGCGGGGAGGUCCCCGGAGGGCGAGGAGCGCCGGGAACCCCUGCAGGCGUCUGUCAGCAACGGCGGCGAUGCGGAGAGCGGCAGGGAGCUGGUGGAGCUGAAGGUGAUCUGGAACAAGAACAAGUACGACGUGAAGUUCUGCCUGGACAGCACGGGGGCCGAGCUGAAGCAAAAGAUCCACUCCCUCACAGGCCUCCCUCCGGCCAUGCAGAAAGUUAUGUUCAAGGGACUUCUGCCAGAGGAGAAAACGUUGCGGGAAAUCAAAGUUACAAACGGAGCAAAAAUAAUGGUUGUGGGCUCUACCAUCAACGAUGUGUUAGCAGUAAAUACACCCAAAGAAGCUGCUCAACAGGAGGUCAAAGCUGAGGAAAACAAAAAGGAGCCACUUUGCAGACAAAAGCAACACAGAAAAGUAUUGGAUAAAGGAAAACCUGAUGAUGUGAUGCCUUCUGUCAAAGGCGUGCAGGAGCGCCUGCCGACGGUGCCACUGUCUGGCAUGUACAACAAGUCAGGGGGGAAAGUCAGAUUGACCUUUAAACUCGAGCAAGACCAGCUGUGGAUUGGUACAAAAGAGAGAACAGAAAAGUUACCCAUGGGGUCCAUUAAAAAUGUGGUGAGUGAACCUAUUGAAGGCCACGAGGAUUAUCACAUGAUGGCGUUUCAGCUGGGCCCAACAGAAGCGUCUUACUACUGGGUCUAUUGGGUCCCAACUCAGUAUGUGGAUGCAAUCAAAGACACGGUGCUGGGGAAGUGGCAGUAUUUUUGAAAGCACGCUCACCUCUGGCACAGGAAAAUGACACAAAGCUAAGGACACUGCUGGGAGAGGCCUCCAACAUCCCUGGAUGUGACAGUCCUGGAACUUAUUGAUAAAACAUGCUAAACGAGGCGUGGAUGGAAGCCAGAGGUGAUGUUCUUUCACCAUUAGUUUACUUUUAACUUAAAGAUUUCACCAUCCCUUUUCUGCAGUCAGCUUCAACCAUAUUUAAAGCAAAUACAAUGGAAAUCAAUAAAUCUUAAUUCACAAAAUAUUAUGUGUAAUACACUUAAAUCUGCUGAGAGUUGAUCUUCCAGUUUAGUUUUAAAAAGAAAAGAUUGCGAUGUAUUAUUGAGGAUUUUUUACAUGGUUUGAACAAAAACAAAUAUUUUCAUAAUCUUUCAGUUAUCAGCAUUAGACUUAAUUUAGUUACUUGGCUGUGACUGAGAAUUUCAGGAGCAGCUUUUUAAGAACAAACUGUAGCCGUGCGCAGCGUUGCUGUUGGGUGAAGCCAUAUCCCACCAGCCCUUCAGGGCAGCUUCCACUCUUUGGUAGCAGAACUAAUUCUUUGUUUUAACCCAAAGAUGCUUGUUUGGGACUUCUCCUUGCCUUUUCCCAACGCUGACAUCUCUGGGUUGGUGUCUGUAGCCUGUCUGGAGCAGAUGAGUUCCCUGGGGAUGUUUUGUGGCAGGUGACCCAGUGCUGCCUGCUGUCCCCGGUCAGUGGUUCACCUCCUGUCCCAGGCUGCUACAGUCUGGGAGCAUUUUCUUGCAUAUUGCAGUCCAGAAUCACUUUGCAGCUGCUGCACUGACACUGACCCGUUGGAUUGGAAACACCCUCGUGCUGCCUGGUGUGAGCAGGGGGACACAGUGACAUGGAUGGAAACACCGUCACACUGUCUGGCAUGAGUGGGGUGACACCGGCCUCCUAAAGGGAGGGAAGCACAGAGUCCUUCCUGCCCUGUGUGAGGUGGGAGGAGCGGGGAAGAGAGAAGCUCAGAUGCUGUUUUGGAUCCUUAAUAACUGCAGCAGUCUUUUGUGACCUGGAUUGGAAAAUUUAAUAGUGAUUUUUGAAUUCACUGAAUUGUACCAAAUUUAGAUUAUCUAUCCAGCAACUGAUGUUUUGAAAUGUAAAUCACCUUCCAGCUUUUCUCCUGCUCCAGUUCCCAGGAGGCUCUCACACCUCAUCCUGUCUGAACUAAUGUGCCGGGCUCCGCGUGUCAUCCCAGCCAUCCACGUGCCAUUUCUCUCAGGUGUUGCGAUCAGAGCCCUCAGCCCUGGACAGGUGCAUGCCCACAGCAGGUGCCACUGUGCAGCCAGACUGGAGCAGCUCACACAUCCCUACUCUGUGUUAGUGCUGGGGCACUAACAUGGCACACAGCUGCUCCAUACCAGUAGCUCCAACUCGUGGAGAAACAGCCUUUUAGGAACAGCUGAUUUUAAUAUACUCCAUGUGCACUUUUCCCUCUCCUUGAAAGAGCACAGGUGAAACUCAUCAGGUGCAAAUUCCCAAAUGAGUAUUUAUUUUAUUUUUAUUUUACUUGGGAGACUGGGAAAAGCAUUGGCUUUCUGGUAGGUGUUAAGGUCACAUAUUUCCCUGUAGCCUCUUGAUAGCUUUUGGGUUGCAUUUUCUGUUAGAACAGUCAUGCAAUAUGAAUUUUAAAGGUGUUUCAUAUCCUACAUAGAAACUAGUGAUGUGCUUGUUACUCUUGUAGCUUGAGGUAUUUCCCUUCUGUGUACAAGCCAGCAGCAGUGUGUCCUGACACGAGUGGCUUGGGGCAGAAGAGCCGUGUCAGCUCCCCUGGCUGUUCUGUGGAGUGGUGAGGGCAGAGGGGAGCUGUCCUGAGUUAACUGGUGACAACGUUAUGGAAGAAACGCAGCCACACACAUGUCAUUUUUCUGAUUGCCAGUCCUGGUGUUAAGGCUUAAAUUUACAAUUCAUUAUCCAGUGGAAAGUGUGGGCGCUGCAGAAUAAAGAGAAGGGAUAACACUGGCUCUUUCUGUCACCUGAGGUCACCUUGGCACUUACCACCUUCCUGGCUGGGUGAUGAUCAGCUCCCAUUUGCUCCUUGACUUGCUCGGACCUGUCUGUGCAUCCGUUCAUGUUCCGUUUCCUUUCCUGUUCCUUCGUCCCCUUGCUCCUGGAGAGGGCCCGUGCCCGAGUUCCAGCUCCUCCCCAGCUCCUGUGCAGGAUGCAGCGACCGGGUGAGUAACUCUGGGGCGAGUGCCAAGGGGGGCAGGUACUGCCCCUGCUGCUGAGGCACCGGGACGCAGGGCAGCUCUUCACAUUCCUGCUGCUCCUUGUCCAGGGGCAGUUACUUUGCAUCCUGGGCCAGGUACAACCCAGCAGCUCGAAAGAAACUGAACACAAACCCCUUGGUUACAUGCAAAGCCAUUUUAAACAUGAAGAAAAUACUGUAAACUAAGAAAAUGUGAUCCUGUUUAGGUGCUUCCUUUCGGGUUGGAUUUGAUUGGAGAAAUGAAAUUGUUUCACUUUUUUGUUCUAUGUGCAAAGUUUGAAUUAAAAUAUAGGAAAGUGACUUA